AUGCCUGUUGGACAUUACACAAGUCGCCCUUACAGCUCAUUCCGAGCGGGCAAACUCAACUCUUCAUCCAUCAUUCACACGGCAUCAUCAUCAAUUUCAACAAAACCACAAUACAAUUAUUUAUCACCGACCGCAUCCUCCUCAUCAUCAUCAGUAGCAGCAGCUCAAUCAGUCUCAUCCUCAUCGUUCACCAAUCAAAGGCUACAACCAUUUCGUAGUAGUUUGUAUGGCACGAAGUCGACAGCUGGAGCAGCGGCCAGCAGCGACUACCGCAGGGUGACAGGAUCAUCAAGUGCCGCCGUAACUGCCAUUAAGCCCCUAACCCCAAAAACUUGCAGACGCAUCGAAUCCUAUGCCGAUGCUGUAAAUGGUGGCAACAAAACAAAAAACCUGACGCCGUUAAAAACGAAUAACAAUAACGGCAAUAGCAACAACAACAAUAACACAAAUAGCACUACCAAACAAUUCCUACGGAGUCGAUCUAACAACAAUAACAUAGCAAGAUCACAAAACUUCGAUCGUGGCAACCAAAGUAACAUCAGCUUCCGUAGCCGGAAUAACCUCCAACCCCAUCAGCAUCAACAUCAGCAACAACAUGCCAAGUCACCUGCGGUAAGCAGUAGUGGUGCUUCGGACGAGUCAAUUGUCCCGAAAUACGGUGGUGCCAUGUACAACAGCAAUGGUGGGCGAACCACUACUGCGCUCCUUAAUUGCGGCUCCCAGAAACGGGCCUACAACACAGUCAAAGUGCCAAAAGAAAAUGUUCCUAUGAACUCGAAUAGCAGUCGUUCAAAUGGUAGUAGUGGUUACUUCAACAGGUUUUCGACGUCGACAACGUUGGCAUCAAAAGUUGCUCCACCAGUGACCAAAGACAUAACCAAACCAGCAGGAGCAGGAAACAAGAUCCCCCUAGCGCCUCUGCAACACAAAAAGAAAUACAAAGAGGACAACAAACUCUCCAGCUCGUCAUCGCCUCAGCUUAAUGGCGUCCACAACCGUCGACAGUACCCGACUACGGUAAUAGUGGGUGGUGGUGGAAAUCGGGGUCGCGGUGAUGGAGCUGGCAGCACUGGAAGUACUCUUAAUGACAGCAGUGCCAGUGGAAGUUUAAGUGGAGGAAGCCAGGGCUCCCCGCGGACAAAGAAAGCCUUCUCCACCAAGUUCCCCAACGGUCUGCCAUUCGAGGAUGAGUUCUAUCGAUGGCGAUCGUUUUCGCAAUCCUCCAGCAACUACAGUCCGUACAGUGGUGCGCCAAGAUCCAAUGUCAGAGAUGACGUUAAUAUGGCACGAACCAAGUUCAAUGGCGAUAACGACGUUGACGACGAUCAGGAUAUCGACAACGAAAACGACUUAGACCGUGAUGAUGAUGAGUUCACUCGAAAACCAUCGAACGAACCACUCUAUGUGGACUUUUCAAAACCGAUUACACAGCAACAGCAACAACGAAGAAAGAAUGACAGCGACACCAGUAGCAUCAGCAGCAGUUACUAUCAGCGACAGCAGCGACAUCAUCAGCAUUAUUUCGAAUCAGCUCGUGGCCAGGCACCACAAGCAGCAUCUAGUCAUUUGCAUUAUACUCAUCAGAGGCAGCAAGCUCAGCCUCAGACUCAGCCUCAGCAGGCCCAACAACAAUAUCGUACCAGUGGUUAUCUGUACAAUGGCAAAAACGAAAGUAGCAGUUUUAGGACAACAACGCGAAGAGUAGUCCGUGGAACGGGCUGCAGCAUUCAUGACAAUAUCAAUAACAAUGACUGCGCAGCAACUGCCACAACAACAAAGACUUAUUCUUCGUAUAGCGAUCGUAACAACAACAAUAUCAAAUUUUUACAGCAACAAAGCCGCAGAGACAUUUUGGAGCCCACGAACUGUGAGUAUAAUUAUGAUCGUUCUUCAAGACGACGUAAAGAACGUUCAAAACGUUCACAUCGUAAAUCACCAACAUCAGGAAGACGUGCUCAUAAGUAUCGCUACAGGGACGAAGCAUCUCAUAGUAGUUCGCGUCGUCGCCAUCGUGAUCGUCCAAAGGAAAGGGAUAAUAGGACAUCACCAUCUAAGAAAUUGCGCGAAUCAGUGCCAAGCAAUCGCAAUCGAAUUAGUUUAUUCAUAGAAUGA
Eupeodes corollae is the source of this 2112-nucleotide messenger RNA. RefSeq lists its product as uncharacterized. The transcript is spliced from 4 exons. NCBI's taxonomy places the organism in Eukaryota, Metazoa, Arthropoda, Insecta, Diptera, Syrphidae. The coding region runs from base 1 to 2112 and encodes 703 amino acids. The record is from RefSeq and is a predicted model, not a curated record.